GUAGUACUACUAGUGGUUGUGAAUAUCACAAUCAAUAAAUAUAUUAAUAUUAAUAUCACAUUAUCAAAUAAUUAAAUAAAUAAUCCAUUCACCCUCUCUUGCUUUCAAAACCAAAACAUUACUCACAUUAAUUUCAAAUUCCUCCUCAUUCAUCUUUGUACCAAAAAAAAAAAAAGCAUAUAUUAUAAACCAUAAUAUAUAAAAAAUGCUUGAUCGUGGAAGAUACUACCAACCCACAAUUUCUUUUCCAGUUUUUGAUGAUAAUAUAUCAUUAGGACAAAAAAAAUCUCACAAGAACAUCAACAACAUUAGUGAAACAAAAAACUACAACAAUUUUCAACAUCAUAAUCAUCAUGUUGAAGAUGAUGAAUCUUCUGGUAUGUGUUCUCCACCUUUAUGGAAUACUCAACAAAACCAAAAUCAACAAAUCAAGAACAACUAUAGAAAUCUUUCUCCAGAAUCAAAGACAGAAGCAAUUGAAAGAGGACAAAGAGAGUUAAUGGAAAUGGUGAAGAACAUGCCUGAGUCAAGUUAUGAACUUACUUUGAAAGAUCUUGUGGAGCAUAAAGUUCAUCAUCAUGAUGUUGAAGAAAAAACUGCAGCAGCAAUUGCGGAUGCGGACCACAAUUUAAAACCUUGCAGGAGGGUUAUAAAAGAUCAGAGGAAUGAUUUUAGCAACAAAAAUGGACGAAAAAGAGAAGGAAUUAGUACUAGUAGAAAUAAUAGUAGAAGCUUGGAAAAUGGAGGAUUUUAUUUGAAAAUGGGGUUUCCUAUUUCCUUGGGAUCAUCUAAGAAACAUAAUAAGAAGAAAGAGGUGUUGGUUAAAAAUAAUAGUUGUUCGAAGGUUUCGCCUCGAUCGUCGUCGGUUAGUGAUGGAUCUGUUAAUAAUAGUAAGGAUUGGUGGAAGAAAAAGAGUUCUAGCACUGGUCAUUCAGAAUGUGAUGAUGGUAGCAUGAAAAUAUAUGGUAGCAGCAGUACCAGCAGCAGCAGAAGUAAUAGCAGGCAUGAAACGAGUGCUAGUAGUUGCUGGCCUUUUCUACGAAAGUCCGAAAUCACAAAAUAAGUGUGUUAGGAAAACAUUAAAAUCGUAGCGGAAAGUAAUGGUGGAUCAGAAACUACACAUCGAAAGCUUCUACACAUCAUGAUUGACGAAAUUUAAUCACAAUGAAAGUUGUCCACCGUUCAACCAAACACAUACUAAGUGUUGUAUUUGAUGUUCAAGAUUUCAAAAUAUUGUACGAAAAUGAGGGCAUAUAAACAAGUAGGCAAAUACAGCAUUUGAAAUAUUUUAUGAAAUAUGCUUUGUAUCAUAUUCAGCUGACACAUCAAACACCGAAUUGAGAUACGUAGUUUAUCUUGUUAUUUUUCUUUUAUUUUGGUCACCAAACAUAUCUGAAUGCGAAUUUGUUCUACAAAACAUGACUCUCUUAUUUGUGUA
Molecule: messenger RNA, 1438 nt
Organism: Trifolium pratense (red clover)
Lineage: Eukaryota; Viridiplantae; Streptophyta; Magnoliopsida; Fabales; Fabaceae
Exons: 2
Coding region: 206-1063 (285 amino acids)
Source: RefSeq, a predicted model, not a curated record